UUUACAGUACAUUACUGAAUCAAAAAGGUGAAAAUGAAAUAUCCAGUAACUCCAUCAAAAAGAACGUCAGUGUCAGUUGCUGAUUUGACAGAAGAGAAGGUGUCAUCUGAUAGAGGGCGAACGCGAAGAAGACUUUCUCUAGAAUUUCUUUUGGGCGGAAACAAUUCAAGUACACCAGUUAGAAGUGGACCAACACAAAAACGUGUGAGGCGAUCCGUUAGUGCCAGUAGACGUUUUUCAUUGGGAUGUUCCCUUGCUGAUUUGGAAACAGCAACAGCUCAGGAUUAUUCACUGCCUGUAAGCGGUAGGUCAAAUACACCACACACAAGAAGAUGCCGUUCACGUUCAACAACAUCUGAUGCAGACUUAGAUGUUACUCCGGUUUCAUUCAUGACAACUUCGUCUUUCGCCGACGUCAGCAAUAUCAGCAUCGUUAAUGGUAGUUAUGUGCGAAGCUCUUCUGUUAUUGGGGUCCACGGAGCUUGUUCGACUUCUAAUCUAAAAUGCGUACCAGCCAUACAAAACAGAUCAAGGUCAAGUCAGAAAACGAGACCUCAUUCCAGAAAUAUCAUCGGAUCAAUGAAAGCAGCAGCCGGUACGUUAGUUGGUCGUAGAUCAGGAUCUAUGGCGAUUAUUCCAAAUACGACAUACGAUAGCGAUGCAUAUGAAACUGGUCAUUCGUCUCUCAGUAAAACUCCGACAAAAUAUUCUCUGUUGCAACAAGAAGAAGACGAUGAUUCGUUUCUUCCAGCCGAACAACAUCCAGAUUUUCAGGACACUUCUCAGGAUGUCAAUCUCAAAAAAGGUAAAAGAAGAAAGUCGUCAUUUUCAGCAAGAGGACUUCUCGGAAUCGGAAGGAAAUCAGCUGUAGAAAUUCGUCCAAAUUUUCAAGAACCAAACCCUUACUCUAUAACAUCUCAAAGAAACGUUAAGAAGAGACGGGCAUCGGAUAUAAAUAUCAGGGAAAUUUUGGGGGAAACUGCCAGAAGAUUUUCUCGCAGAGAAAAGGAACCAAGAAUUGCAGAAGAUGUUUAUGAUAUGCAUGAUUUACCAGAUUUAAAGAAACUUCCAAUGACGAAAAAGGCUCUAAGAAGCCCAACUACUGGAAUUAGUACGUCACCAUCACGAUGCUUGGAUGAACUUUUGAAACGAAAAGCUUGUAUCCUCCGUUUCCGCGCAUUUCUUCAAUCAGAAUUCAGUGAAGAAAACUUGGAUUUUUGGAUAGAAUGUGAAUCAUACAGAUAUCAAAGGAUACACAAACAACGCAAACUCGCUCCAAAAAUAUAUAAUAAAUAUGUUGCCAUUCGUGCACCAAGAGAGGUUAACUUGGAUGCGAUGACCAGAAGAAAAACAAAGGCCGGCAUUGAAUGUCCAGACAGUACAACUUUUGAACUUGCACAAACAAAGAUUUUCAAACUAAUGGAGAGAGACUCAUUCAAACGUUUCAGACAAUCACUGAAUAAAACCAGUGCAGUUUCGAAAAGUAAUGUUCCAAAAACUAUUGUAACUCCGUUGUCCUUUACCGAAAAUGGUCAAAGAAAAGUAUCAGUAUAAUGUGUAUAAUUUUUAUUUCUUAUUCGAUCACCGUUUGUACAAAGCAUUUCUCUCCAUUUUUCUCUAUAAAUCUUUUUCAAUACGAACUUUCCCUUUUUCCUAUGCAUGUCAGCAUUGCCAAACUUUCUAUUACCUUUCUAAAGUUAAUAAAUUAUUACUUCAA
Styela clava is the source of this 1717-nucleotide messenger RNA. RefSeq lists its product as uncharacterized. NCBI's taxonomy places the organism in Eukaryota, Metazoa, Chordata, Ascidiacea, Stolidobranchia, Styelidae. The record is from RefSeq and is a predicted model, not a curated record.